Molecule: messenger RNA, 2500 nt
Organism: Zerene cesonia (dogface butterfly)
Lineage: Eukaryota; Metazoa; Arthropoda; Insecta; Lepidoptera; Pieridae
Gene: Mfe2
Product: peroxisomal multifunctional enzyme type 2
Exons: 15
Coding region: 164-2329 (721 amino acids)
Molecular function (GO): oxidoreductase activity
Source: RefSeq, a predicted model, not a curated record
UAUACUGACUAUAUUACUUACCCUGUGGUUGACACUUGACAACAACAGCAGCAAUUUGAUAUUUGACUGUUGACCAGUGACAUAUGACUUGUAUUUUGCGUGUAAAACUGGGUUUUACUAAGUUUUGAAAACGUACUAUAAUAAUAAAACAAGAAGGCAUAGUAUGGAGCAAUUACGGUUCGACGGCCGCGUCGCGGUAGUGACUGGAGCUGGUGGUGGUCUAGGAAAAGCAUACGCCUUGCUUUUGGGCUCCAGAGGUGCUAAAGUCGUGGUGAACGACCUUGGCAGUGCAAGGGAUGGUGUGGGAAAAUCAAAUUUUGCAGACGCUGUUGUAAAGGAAAUCAAAGACAAAGGUGGUGAUGCCGUCGCCGAUUACAACUCAGUGGUUGAAGGCGAGAAGAUAAUAAAAACAGCUCUCGACACGUACGGCCGUGUUGAUAUUCUCAUCAAUAAUGCCGGUAUCCUGCGUGAUCGAAGUUUCCCCAAGAUAUCUGAACAGGAUUGGGACCUCGUCAAUGCAGUGCAUUUGAAGGGUGCGUUCAAAACAACGCAGGCAGCAUGGGAGACGUUCAAGAAGCAGAAGUUCGGCCGGGUCGUGAUGACAUCGAGUAACGCGGGUCUGAUGGGCAACUUUGGACAAUCCAAUUACAGUGCCGCAAAAAUGGGUCUGGUCGGUCUGGCAAGUACACUCGCGAUCGAAGGUGCGAAGUACAACAUCAAAGUGAACACGAUUGUACCGACCGCCGCGUCCCGGCUCACGGAGGACAUCCUGCCCCCGGAUAUGUUCCAAGCCAUGAAGCCGGAGCUCAUUGCCCCGGUUGUGGCAUACAUGGUGCACGAUUCGUUCGAAGACAACGGCAUCAUAAUUGACUCGACACUCGGUUUCGCACACAAGGCGCACUUGGUCAGGUCGAAGGGCACGCCAUUGAGGAACAAACCAUCGGAUCCGGUCACGAUAGAGUCGGUGAAGGAGAAAUGGUCGGACGUCGUGAACAUGAGCAGCGCCAAGAGGAUCGACAAGAUUACUGAAGUCACUUUGGAUUUGGUGCAAGGCUUACAGGAAUUCGAAGACCGAAGCAAGUUAGACAGCCAAAACCCAUCGCACUGGUCGACGGCUAGUUACAACUCGAAGGACCUUGUUUGCUACGCUUUAGGAGUCGGUGCAUCUGUGGUGAACCCAUCAGACCUGAAGUUCUUGUAUGAGAGUCACGAAGACUUCACAGCUUUACCGACUUUCUUCAUAUUGAUGGGAAUGUGCAUGGACUCGCCUGUAGUGAACAACGCGAUGCCAAAGGGAAAACAUGCUGAUUUUACUAAUAUUUUGCACGGUGAGCAAUACGUGGAGUUUCUGGAUGAAUUCCCGGGGACUGAGGGACAAUUCACAACCAGGAACUAUGUAGUGGACUUGUUGGACAAAGGCUCCAGUGCUGUCGCUAUUGUUAACAGUGAGGUAUACCAAGACAAGCAGCUGGUGGUCCGAACCCAACAACACAUCUUCGUGGUGGGCCAGGGCGGCUUCAACGGGCCCAGGAAUAGCGACAAAGCGAUUGGUGUACUCCCAGCCCCCAAGAGAAACCCUGAUGCUGUAGUAGAGCAGAAGACGGCGGAGGACCAGGCUGCUUUGUAUAGGUUGUCGGGCGAUUUGAACCCGCUGCACAUCGACCCGAGCGUGGCGACGGCGAGCGGCCACCCGCGCCCCAUCCUGCACGGGCUCGCCUCGCUCGGCUUCUCCGCCAGACACGUGCUCGCCAAAUUCGCAGGCAACGACCCGAAGAAUGUGAAGGCUAUAAAGGCGCGCUUCGCUAAACCGGUCCUGCCCGGACAGACUCUGGUCACCGAGAUGUGGUUGGAGGGCAAGCGGGUGCACUUCCAGACGAAAGUGAAGGAGACCGGAAACAUUGUUAUUGCGGGAGCCUACGUAGACAUGAAGAGUGUCGUUCAAGCCGGUCCAGUUGCAGCUCAGAGCACACAAUCCUCAGAAGCGUUGAAGAGUGACUCUAUAUUUCUCAAGGUCCAAGAAGAAAUAAAGGCAAACCCAGAUAAGGCUAAGAGUGUUGGUGCUAUUUUCUUGUAUAAGAUCACAAGAAACGGAAAGCUUGUGAAACAGUGGACAAUGAAUCUUAAAUCGGAUAUUGGAGUUUAUGAAGGAGAGCCCAAGACUGGUAAAGCAGAUACGACAUUAACAGUUAGUGAUGAUGAUUUUGUAGAGAUUGCUUCAGGCCAAUUGAGCCCACAAAAUGCAUUCCUGAAAGGAAAAAUAAAAAUCUCUGGUAACCUUAUGCUCGCUCAGAAGCUUGGUCCCCUGCUAAAGACUGGUUCGAAAUUAUAAAAAGGAGACAGCAUUUAUAAAUAUGGGAUUAUUAAGGUUAAUCAGACUCCAGUUUCAAUUCUAAUCUAUGUUGUAAGGAUAUGUUAUUGAAGUUCUAUUUUACAUGUUAUGUAUUUAUAAUCAUUCCAACAUAUUGUAAGGUGGAGGAAUAAAAUUUUUAUUGUUUUUAUA